This is a messenger RNA of Pan troglodytes (chimpanzee), 2786 nucleotides long. RefSeq names its product nucleosome assembly protein 1 like 4 (gene NAP1L4). NCBI's taxonomy places the organism in Eukaryota, Metazoa, Chordata, Mammalia, Primates, Hominidae. The coding region runs from base 421 to 1617 and encodes 398 amino acids. Gene Ontology annotation, cellular component: nucleus. Gene Ontology annotation, biological process: nucleosome assembly. The record is from RefSeq and is a predicted model, not a curated record. The transcript is spliced from 17 exons.
GGCGGGGCCUGGGGCUUGGGGCCUGGAGCCCGGGCCUGGGGCGCUGGCGGGAGGCCCCUCCCAACUCCCGGCGCGCCUCGCCCGGCUGCCCGCCUCACUGAAGGUCAAGGCGCUUUGUUCUGCGCCGCGGGCGGCCUCCUGGGCGGCGGCCCCGCGGAGGAGGCGAAGACGGCGAGAGGCGGCGGCCGCUCAAAUCUCCCGCUAGCCCAGCCCGCCCCGCGUGCGGGGGCUGUGGCGGUUACACGGCCGGGCGCGCCGGAGCGUUCAGGCUUCCCGUUUUUAAGGAAGUAGCUGAUCUCUGCAGGAAACUGCUGUUACCUGGCCUCAGCUGAAUUUUUGUGGGACCUCUUGAGGGCUUGGCACCCCACAAGUCUCUGAAGAGACAGUCUGCUGCUGUUCGGAGGGGAUAAAAACAUUCAGAUGGCAGAUCACAGUUUUUCAGAUGGGGUUCCUUCAGAUUCCGUGGAAGCUGCUAAAAAUGCAAGUAACACAGAAAAGCUCACAGAUCAGGUGAUGCAGAAUCCUCGAGUUCUGGCAGCUUUACAGGAGCGACUUGACAAUGUCCCUCACACCCCUUCCAGCUACAUCGAAACGCAUGAGGAUGUUGUAUUUCUUACUCCCUUUUUUAGUUUACCUAAAGCAGUAAAAAGAAGAAUUAAUGCAUUGAAACAACUUCAGGUGAGAUGUGCUCACAUAGAAGCCAAGUUCUAUGAAGAGGUACAUGACUUGGAAAGAAAGUAUGCAGCGCUAUACCAGCCUCUCUUUGACAAGAGAAGAGAAUUUAUCACCGGCGAUGUUGAACCAACAGAUGCGGAAUCGGAAUGGCACAGUGAAAAUGAAGAGGAAGAGAAAUUGGCUGGAGACAUGAAAAAUAAAGUAGUCGUAACAGAAAAAGAAGCAGCAACAGCUGAAGAGCCAAAUCCCAAAGGAAUUCCAGAGUUCUGGUUUACCAUCUUUAGAAAUGUAGAUAUGCUAAGUGAAUUAGUCCAGGAAUAUGAUGAACCAAUCUUGAAACACCUGCAGGAUAUUAAAGUGAAAUUUUCUGACCCUGGACAGCCUAUGUCUUUUGUGUUAGAGUUCCACUUUGAACCCAACGACUACUUUACCAACUCAGUCCUGACAAAAACCUACAAGAUGAAAUCAGAACCAGAUAAGGCUGAUCCCUUUUCCUUUGAAGGUCCUGAGAUUGUGGACUGUGACGGGUGUACUAUUGACUGGAAGAAAGGAAAGAAUGUUACUGUCAAAACCAUCAAGAAAAAGCAGAAGCAUAAGGGUCGAGGCACUGUUAGAACAAUUACGAAACAAGUACCCAAUGAGUCCUUUUUCAACUUCUUCAAUCCAUUGAAAGCAUCUGGGGAUGGAGAAUCACUGGAUGAAGAUUCUGAAUUCACAUUAGCCUCUGAUUUUGAAAUUGGACACUUUUUCCGUGAGCGGAUAGUCCCGCGGGCUGUGCUGUACUUCACUGGGGAGGCCAUAGAAGAUGAUGACAAUUUUGAAGAAGGUGAAGAAGGAGAAGAGGAGGAAUUAGAAGGUGACGAGGAGGGAGAAGACGAGGAUGAUGCGGAAAUUAACCCCAAGAAGGAACCCAGCCAGCCGGCGGAAUGCAAGCAGCAGUAGGAAGCGGAGGCGGGUGCCUGGCAGACCGGCUGUCGGGACUCCAGGCCUGUGGGCGGGGCCUCGGUCCUUGCCGCAGCACAAUCCCGUGGACAGAGCUUACUCCAUCUAACUCGUUUUCAAGUGCAUGAUUUUCACUUUCACUUUUCCUUUUUCCUUAUUAUUUUGCUUAACUUGUACAGUGGCAACUGAAAUGCAUUUCAGAAAUAGGAGGUUUCGUCCAGCACCCUCUGCAGCCUUGGUGCCUGUAGCUCUGGACUUCCCUGGGCCUUUCCCUGUGGGAGGGCCCUAUAGACCACAUCAGGGUGGGGUGGGGGUCACUUGGCAAAAAGGGCCGAGGUCUGGUGAUGUGGUUCCCAGGAUCUGGAACCUCUCCCACCCCUCCUGCAGUUGGACUGAAUUCUUCCCUUUCAUCCGAAGAAACCCACUUGCUGUUUCCAGCCGCUGAAUCUGCUGAGUGUGCAGCCUGCAUCACCUGCUGUAUGCCGAUCAUCUCAGAAAGGGCUGUGUAGAGUAGGGCCCUGUUCUCCUUAGGAUGUUGCUUCUUGAUUUUUUUUUUUUUAGGGGUGGGUCAGGGUUGUGACACACCAGCCCAGGUGAGAGCUGCUGCGGGUCACCUCAUAUUUAUUUAUCCCUUCUUGCCUGUGAGGACUGCGGCUUUUCGCUGUGGCUCGUCCUUAACAUUUCUGAACCACCUUGGUGCCCUGAGCAGGAAGAUGUGCCACUUCCUAGCAGGAGCAAGGCCUGUGCGGAAGAAACGCUGCUCCCUGCCACCAGGGCUGAAGAUGCGAGCCCGUCCUCAUGACGCAGGUGCCACCCUGCUGCCGGAGCCGGGCUUCGGCAGUCUUCUCCACUGAGGGACUGGGCUGGGAAGUCCUGCGUUUCAGUUGAGCGUAUGAGCGUCGAGUCCUGCUUUCUCAGUAGCCCCAUUGCUGGGCCCCACCAUUCAUCCUGUCUGAAGGUCCUGGGUUUGGUGUGACCGCUUGGCGGCUGGUGGGUGGGGUUUUCAAGUGGGUGACGGCGCUCUCCGGCAGCCGGGGAUGGCCGUGUCCGCACUGACCAGGCCUGUGGAGAGUGCUUGGCCUAACCUUAGAACACAUUUGUAACUGAAUACAGUGUUUUCAAUUUGUACAGAAUAGUUAGAAUAUUCUAUUAAAGUGGUGAAACAUUGA